Dothidotthia symphoricarpi CBS 119687 is the source of this 1026-nucleotide messenger RNA. RefSeq lists its product as uncharacterized. The coding region runs from base 1 to 1026 and encodes 341 amino acids. Lineage: Eukaryota; Fungi; Ascomycota; Dothideomycetes; Pleosporales; Dothidotthiaceae. Gene Ontology annotation, cellular component: nucleus. Gene Ontology annotation, molecular function: RNA binding. The transcript has 3 exons. The record is from RefSeq and is a predicted model, not a curated record.
AUGGCGUCUGCAGGAGGCCCCGCGAGCAUCAUCACCCAGGUGUCGCAGUCGAGUGGGGGACCACCGAUCAACACACUGGGUGCUUCGGGCACCGACGAGAACAUCACCCUCGAGCUCAGAGGAACCCGCUUCACCCUGUCACGCGACGAGCUGCUGACUCUGCCCGAGUUUGUUCUGCUCUCGCUCUUCCCCAAUGGCCUGCUUCCAGACGGCCACAUGAACUCCUACCACGAUGGAGAUGUAUACCCAGUCGACGUUGGUACCCCCGAUUCUCCUUCCCCUCCCACCAGUCCACCCCUAGGCCCAGUUGCCAAGAUUGUGUACCACCUCUCCAACCCCGCAUUAUACUUAUCUGACAAUCUCUAUCCUUCACAGUACGAUCCGACAUCCCUGCACUACAUGCUGGACUUUUUCCGAAAUGUAGCCCAGACCAUCCCCGCGUCGCCUCCCUCGCCGACUGCCGCCCCCGACCACGCUGCUGAAGCGGUGCCCAUUGAACCCACCCCAGGUUCCGCCAGGGACAUGCUGCAGGACCGUGCUGGCAUCAUCGUUCUGCGUGAGGAUCUCGACUUCUAUGUCAUCCCACCCUACCGCGACAUCACCCAGCCAGAGAUGCUCGAUGUCAAGCGGGCUGCAGGAGAGGCAUUGCUCGGACAGGGCGGUAUCUUCUCAGGUCUCAGGAAAAGCGAGGAGCCAGGAACCACAGAACAGCACCUCAUUGAGAUGCUGACUGCGGGUGGCUUCAACCACAACGACCACUGGGGCCACCGCUCUGGAGAGCCAAACAAAGCAGUCAUCUGCAGCAUCGCUCUUGCACGCCUACGCACCGACAUCAAGGGUAACGACCUUGCUAACAGCAACGCUGUCGGAAUGGCACAGAAGCUGCUUCUCUUCUGGAGGAAGCCAGCUCGCCGAUGCUGGUGGGAGGGUGUUGAGCUCGACAACGUCAAGGGUGUCGAGGGCAAGCUCAAGGUGUGGAUUAGGAGAGUAUGGACGCUCGAAAUGGUAAGAGUUCUCGAUCGAUGA